This is a messenger RNA of Closterium sp. NIES-67, 2081 nucleotides long. NCBI's taxonomy places the organism in Eukaryota, Viridiplantae, Streptophyta, Zygnematophyceae, Desmidiales, Closteriaceae. The record is from the annotation of a GenBank genome assembly.
GGUUGGAGGGGAGGAGGGUUGCUUACAUGUGAUGAGGGGAGAGAGCCCCACGCAGCCUGUGCUGUGCAGACGGAAUGUCAAGAGUAGUGGCGCUGCUUGGUGCCUGGCCGUGACCCUUCUCUGCUUGACCUCUCUGGCUGGUUGGACUGUUCCGUGUUGUGUGUAACGCUGUGUCUUGUUGGUUUGUUCUGUUUGUGUGUUUUCUGUUGGGCGUGUGGCUCUGGCUCUGGCCCUGGCAAUGCCCUGGUGUUGCAUUGCGACCGGCUGAAGGUUGGAUGACUGCUGCUAGACUCGCCGGCAGAUGGGCUGGGAGGGGUAGGGAGGAGACCUGGGCGAGAAACCUGGGAGUGCUAAAAUAGACUGCUGCUGGCAUUUAAGCGUUUCCUUGGGGGUUACAGGCUCCUCCCCUGCCCCACUCUUGACUCACUCACCUGCUCUUCUCACCUCUCACGCUCCCUCCGUCAAUCCCUCCCUCCCUUGCUACCUGCUCUACCCUGUCCUUCCAUCCACCCACAUCUCAGUUCCCUCCCUCUGAUGCUGCCUUUACUCCAUUUUUCUUUGGGAAUUUGGUUUCUUAAAGCGAGCUUACCCGAAGUUCAGCAGCCAGCAUCCUCAGAGCAUGGCGCCUCAGCCAUUCACCACCACUAUGUAGUGCCUGGGAUUUUAAUUCAUACUGGGAUCCCUUGUACACUGGAUUGUCAGUUUGGAGCUAUUUGUUGUGCAUCUUGGGGAUGCAGAAGCACACUUGCUCAUCGCCUUGUUGCGAAGUGCCUGAACCGCUGAUAUCUGCGUCCAUAACCCUUUCCAGACUGCUCUCCUCCAGCCAUGUCCGAUCAGUUUGCCUCGAUACACUAGCUCGGCGCUGCCCUGCUCUGCUCUGUGGUGUUUCAAGUUCGGACCGUUGGCGCUUUUAGGGGCGUGCCAGCAGUCGUUCGUUUCCCGCCUUUGGCACCAUGUCUAUUCACGUCCGCGUCGCGGCGUGCUCGCGAGUGGCCGAGGGUCAGCGCCACGCACUCCGUUCCACGGAUGCGUCCCGCAGCACUGUGCAUGCGAGCCUCGCGGUCGCACACCGGUUGAAUCGCAUCGUAGGCGGAAGGGCAAUCCAUAGCAGCAGCAGCAGCAGCAGCUUUAGAAAUGCGGGCGGGAGCGGCUGCAGCGGAGCGGGCCUCUCAGCGGCCGCCACGUGGCCUGGGUCACAACAUCCUCCAGCUGCCCGCUUCGGAUCAUCUUCACCUGUUCGCUCCGAAGGCACGCGCAGGCAUGAUCGAUUGCCGCUGCAGCGAGCAGUCUCGGUGCGUCGUGCGUCGCUUCCGUCAGGGGAACGGCUUACAGCCAGGCCUUCAAUCCGAAUCACCUGUGGCUUCAGCAGCGGCAGGAGUGGCAUAGGGAAGAACCCAAGCCCCGGCAACAAGCCAGGCAAACGCCCAUCUUCCUCCUCCCCAGCUCCCUCCCCCACUUCCCCCUCCUCCUCCGCCGCCUCCUCCUCUCCACUCAAUCCCCUUCAGCAAGUCCUAGCCAGCGUCUCGCAACAAGCCCAGGCAGUCCUCCCUCCCCCAGUCACAGCCUUCCCCUGGGCGUCCCUCCUCUCGUCUGUCCUUGCGCGCAUGCACGCCCUUCUCUCUCUAUCCUUCUCGCUCCUCCUUCUGCCGUACCUCCUCUCAUCAUCCCUAGGCGAGCUCGCCUUUGCUCUCAGGCAGGGUCAGGUGCUGCUGGCGGGGACAGCGGCGGUAGCAGCCAGUGUGGGGUGCUAUUGGGUGGCGGAGGAGGCCGGGAAGGAGCAGGGCGUGCUGGUGAAGAGGGGAGGGGCUGUUGGCCGGGCUCUUGCGCUUGUGGCUCGGGACUCCACCAAUUUACUGAUGCUCAUUGCUGUCGUUUGUGCGCUCCUCAAGGCCUCAGCACCCACCCUUCCUUUCUUCGUGUCAUCGUACCAUUUCUUGCUAAUGGUAGUUUGGCUGCCGUUUUCGUGCGGUUAGUUUUGCGGCGUGCAGAAGUCAGCUUUUAGGUGUUCCUUACGUUAUGACUCAACUGUAGAAUAGAAACGCUUGAUGAGCAUAGCGCAUUUCCCUUCUCAGACUAACUGG